Molecule: messenger RNA, 4130 nt
Organism: Acanthocheilonema viteae
Lineage: Eukaryota; Metazoa; Nematoda; Chromadorea; Rhabditida; Onchocercidae
Source: the annotation of a GenBank genome assembly
GCGCACCAAGUACAGUGGAAGAUCUCGAUGGUCGUCCGUACGGUCCGGAAGCCGCAUCAAUAACAUGGAGAUCACCUGCACAACCUAAUGGGCAAAUUACCGGCUAUACUUUGGUAUAUAGGCUUAAAUCUCGUGGUGAAUGCGGUCCACGUUCUUCACAACCUAUUACUCGAAAUACUAAAGAUGAAGAAAUUACACUGGAAGGACUAUUACCUGAUUCCACCUAUGAAAUACAUGUAACAGCACAUACCUCUGAGCCUGGUCCUCAAUCAAAUAUCAUCACUGUUACAACUGAUGAAGCUGUCCCCACCGGAGCUCCAUUAAAUCCACGUGUAAGUUCGAUAACGCAAACACGCGGUGACUUUUUAUGGAAUGAACCGGAUUGCGAACUUCGUAACGGUAAAAUAACAGGUUAUGAAUGGCAAUUAGAAAGUCCGGAACCAUGGGGUGAAAGCAAAACAGGUCAAAGUACCACACAGCGAAUAUCCUUCGAUGAUUUGAUACCAUAUACUCAGUAUCGAGUGCGAGUUUCGGCGGAAAAUUCAGGUGGACAAGGACCAUGGUCAGAAUGGAUCUCAUUUCGAACGCAACCUGGCGCACCACCCGCACCAACUGAUCUAACCGAGGAACAAUCAUUCCCUCAUGCUAUCGAAAUUUCAUUCCUUCCACCAUUACCACCUCACGGUAUUAUCAACGAAUAUCGUAUAAGACAAACACCAUCUGAUCAAAUGAAUUAUAAAGAAGUUCGUGUACUUGGAAGUCGAUUGCAAUGCUCAGAUGCAUCGAAACGUGAUCGGUUAUGUUAUCGAGUUGUGGAUUUGGAACCGGAACAGGAAUACGAAAUUCAGGCAUCAGCUCAUACUGAAGGUGGUGCUUGGAGUGAUUGGAGUGAAUCGAUGAGUGCUCGAACAUACGAACAAAAUAUACCGGUAUUAGAACGUGAACUAGAAAUGGUAGAUAGCAAACCGAACAGUAUAACAUUACGAUGGCAAGGUUUAGAUGCUGAUCAAUCAAAGCAUGUUGUCGGCUACAUUUUGGAGUAUAAGUCGGAAGAUGAUGAUUGGAAAGAAUAUGAUGGUAUUACAAAACAUCGCAGUCGUCAGAAUGAUUACCGUAUUCAAGUUAAAGAUUUGCAACCUUCGACGGAGUAUUUCUUCCGAUUGAAAGUUGUUGGUAAAAAUGACAAGCGUGGUUCAUCAGGACCCGAAUUGAAAGCAAUGACAAAAUGUGGACGACCAGAAGAGCCACCAAGCGAUCUACAACUGACAUCUGAUUUCGAGAAUGUCAAACUUACUUGGAGCAAUCCGGAUAAAGAAUCUUGGGCAUGUGACAAUGUUGAAUAUGUGAUUGAUUUCGUGAACACAACUUCACGCGGUAUAAUGACGAUACCAACGGACGCACCGACUAAACUCCUGCUACCAUCACUUCCGGGUACCAAAUGGGAAAUUCGUAUGCGCACACAGACGAUUGAGGAAGGCGAGAAACCAUCUUACAGUCCAUGGAGUGAUCGCGUAACUUUAGUAACUCAAGCUCUUCCCGGAGAACUAUUUCUGACAGUUGAACCAAAGACACCUACUUCGGCAAUGGUUAUUUGGGAUCUGGCUGAUCAGGAUCGAAAAUGGAAUUAUGGUGUCGAUAUUACUUACCGAUUGAAGCAAUUGGGUGGUUGUGCAGAAUCACGAAGCGGUAGUCAAGAACCAGUGACAAACUAUAAUGUACAAGAUAAACAGAUUUUACUUAGUGAUCUAAUACCCGGUUCCGAAUAUGAAGUAGUCGUUACUCCGCGACGUCCACCAACUCUACGAUCUUCAGUCGCAACGCCAAAAACAAUACGCCGCUUCAGGACAAAAGCUACCUUUCCAUCUGGUCCACCACGUAAUCUGCGUGGUGAAGGACGUCGUGAUACUGAAAUUUUCUUCAAAUGGGAACCACCGGAAUGCGAAGAACAAAAUGGUAAAAUAACACAGUAUGAAUAUGAGGUGACAGGUGCCGAAGAAUGGAAUGAUGUAAAACGUGAAGGUGUAACACCACGCACCAAUGCUGCAGUAGAUCAAAUGAAUCCUGGCUCCACGUAUAAUGUACGCGUACGCGCAUAUACUAGUGAAGGACCAGGACCAUGGUCAGAACCAAUUCAGAUUACCACAACCGGUACUGAGCUAGGGCCACCUCGAGAGCUUACUGCAGUACAUACAAAGCCUAAGCUAAUUCAAUUGACUUGGCUUCCACCGUAUCCAGAACGAGCUCCAGUGCUCAUCUAUAAAAUCCGGUACAGCCCACGUGCCGAUGAUUCUAAUCCAGUAGAGAUGGAGCUAUCCGGUGACCAAAUGAGCUGUUCCGGACACAAGAGCCCACUGAUUACCAGUGAUAGCGUAUGUGCAACAGUACGAUCAUUGCAACCGGAUACGACUUACCGAUUCACUGUUCAGGCCCAGUCUCCCACUGGUAGUUGGGGUGAAUGGUCACCAGCCUAUUUUGCAACUACACGUUCUACUGAAGAUGGACCAAUACCUGGAAAAUUACGAUUGGUGUCUGCAGGACAUGAUAAUCUUCGUGUGAACUGGACAGCACCACCGGCUGUCAAAAGUGUUGUUGAUCAAUAUUUGGUCAAUAUGUCGUUAGCUAGCUCUCUCGAUAAGCAUCCAAAGCAAUUUACUGUACGUGGCGAACAAGUUGAUUAUCAUUUUCGUGGAUUGGAACCAGCAACACAUUAUAAUAUUACGGUUCAGGGCUUAUCAGAAGGCAAACGAAUGUGGUUCAUAACAGAAGUUUUUUCAACCACCGAUUAUGGAAGUGGUUUGCUUUCUUGGUUACCACCGCCGACAGAUUUGAAAUUGCUAGAAAAAUCAGAUCGAUCUAUGCAUGUAGCAUGGAGCCCACCAGAAAUUUUUGAUCCAACCUAUAAAGAUUUGAUUACUCACUAUCUGGUAACAAUAGCACCAUUUGACCCAUAUACCGGUAAAACUGGUCGACCACGUAACUACUCAGUACCGUAUCCGGGAACAUCGAUCAAAUUUGAUAAUUUGACACCGAAAACAAUUUACAAUAUUACAGUACAAGCGGGUACUAGUAGUGGUUACGGUGAAAUGUUAUGGGGUGCCUAUAGUACACUUGCACCAGGACAGAAUCACGUAUUACGAUUACUGGAUCGUACGCCGACAUCAUUGACUGUUGAAUGGGAGCCAGCAUUUCUCGGUGACCGAGGAUAUACUCUUUCAUGGGAAAGUUUACAUUCUGUUUUCAAACAUGUUCGCAUCAAUGCAAUCCGUUCUGCUGAAAUUCCUGCUGGUACCACUCAAUACACUAUUGAAGAUUUAGAACCUUCAACGAUUUAUAAUGUCACCUUACAAACACGACCAGGUGAUAAGAUAGCCUGGGGUGCAUAUGCUACUUUACCACCAGGAUGGUUUAUGGUACGUAAUCUGGUAUGGUGUGAUCGAACCAACUAUGCUAUAUCAUUAACCUGGGAACCAGUGAACUUAAACAAAGCAACACAUUAUCAAGUACGAUACCUGAGGCUUAAAGAACAUGACGUUAUUUGGACAAAAGAAAAUGAAGCUCGUGCUAUUGAUUUACUCUGUCCUAAAGAUGGUUGUAAUCGACACUGCUAUCUUGUUUUUAAUCUUCUUCACAAUCCAAAUGAAUAUGUCUUUCAAGUACGAGCUAAGGUGAGCAAUCAAUGGAACCGAUGGAGAACAGCUGGAAAACCAAGCGUUAUCGAGAAAUCAGAACGAAAAAAAGCAUGUUGCAUUGUACCACCACCAUAUAUGGUUGAAAAUAUUGGUGUAGCUGGAACCUUCUGGGAAGUUGACAUUUCACCGGUUCAAUCACAACCACAAAAUAUUUCGCGUUACUAUGUUGUUGUUGAUGAACGUGAACCAGCCGGUAGUACUAAUUGGACCGAAUUAACGGAUAAGGUUACGGCAAAUAAAAUGAAAAUUCCUUACUAUGUAGCAGCAUCAUUCAAUGCUGAUACAUUACCUGGACCACGAAAAGUUCGUAUUGGUGAUGGAACAGUAAUCGGUGGCUAUCUGAAUUACCCAUUAGUAAAGGGUAAAAAGUAUAACUAUGAAAUUUACUCAGUAUGGGAGCUAAAUGGUAAACAAGCUGCUGUAGCACGUCAGCGAGGUUAG